Messenger RNA from Bursaphelenchus xylophilus (pine wood nematode), 3391 nucleotides. The record is from the annotation of a GenBank genome assembly. NCBI's taxonomy places the organism in Eukaryota, Metazoa, Nematoda, Chromadorea, Rhabditida, Aphelenchoididae.
AUGUCCGGAUUCGCAGCGUACACAAAACCAAUUGCGGAUUACAAUGUCAAAUUAGUGGGCAGUAUUGAGUGUCUUCCGGAUAGAGUUUUCUUUGAGAAACGGUAUGAUAUUGGCUCGAGUGCUAAACAUUAAUUAUCAACGCAUUUUACUAAAAGUUCAUAAAGUCAAAACUCCCACAUUAAUUGUAACAGGCGUAUAAUUAUGGGUUUACCUAGAUCUCAACAUUGUUUGUGCAGAGGAACUGUAACAGACGCAUGCGGAAACUUUCAUUGCAGAAACAAAAAUGCGUUCAAAAACGCCAAAAAAGUGCAUAUUUCUAAAUUCCUUGACUCAUCGCGGUUUUGUCAUAAUCCGAUUUGUUUACAAUACGAAAAUAGUAUUAAAUUAUUCGGAAGUGGGUUCUGGAUUUGAUCAGAUGCAUGUAUAUUUAAAAAUGUCAGCGCAAUGACAGCUGCGGCAAAAGAAUAAGCGCCACAAAAGCCGAUUUUCCAAAUGUUUAAUCAUUGCUUUUUACAAAGAACAUUUACAAUUUCGUAGAUGCCUUUUUUAUUUUUAUUGGUAGUAUUAGUCAAAUCUGUGAAUCAGGAAUUAUUUUAUGGAAGAUGGAAGUAAAUUUUUUUAGAACUUGGGUUAAUAAAAAGCCUUACGAAAUUCGGAAAUAGGCCCUCGGUUUACCAGCCGCUGGCUCGUACCUAAACUGCUUUUGUGGUGAGCAUUUACUCUUUGCGAAAUUAAAAAACCGUACCAUUGUGUCUUGCUGAAAACGAAAGGAAAAUGUACAGUGCGGGAAGGACCCGAACUUUUUAGUGCAGUAAGAAAAGUGUCUAUUUGUAAGCAAAAAUUUGUUAUUUAUCCUGUCGAGCUGAUAUUUUGAACCUGGCCUACGAAUUCUUCUGACCUUAAACUUGAACUCGAGAUUUUUCUAAACCUUAACUUGAACUUAGGAUUUUCAAAACCAUGAAUUGGUUUUUUUGCCAUGAAUGCGAAUUUGUAAUCCUGCACCAACUUUUCUAGAGAGGUCCGUAAAAAAGUGUACCAUUUCGUUAGGUUCGGAUAGGUACACUUUGAACCGAGUUACAGGAGAGUUCAACAUCUUUUCGUGGAGCAUAUGUUGAAAUGCAAAAAGGAAAAUUAGAAUGUGCAGUCGGCAGCGACCGUAGUGGAAAUGCAGCAAUUUAAAUCAAAGUCCGUGAACUGGCAGUUAGUAGUAAAGGUGGCGCUCGCUUAAAUACUGCGGACCUUUAAGCCCAAAAAUUUAAACCGCGUAUCAUGCACUCGUAGCACACCAGUAUUGUGUAUUGUCUAUGACAUCUGUGUUUUUCUGGGUAACGAAAUGAAGCUGCCCAACAAAUGGUCAGCCUAUUUUUUGGCAAUAACCGAUCUAUGCCCAUUCCCGGGCAUAAGUUAGAUUUACAAACCCUUUUUCACGUCAUGCCGGUUGUAAACUUUAGUACUUGACGUAAAACUUCAUUUCAAUGUCCGAUCUCUCGCUCAUAUUAGAUGUAUAGUUAUGUGUUGCGAGGGGAAAACAAACAUCACAACGCCACGUGCGUUUUGACUUUUAUAAAUUAAACUAAAAGUGGGAAUAAAAGCCGCUCAUGGUAUUGUCAAGAUACACCCUCAUUUUCGAAAAUGUGUAGAUGACCUAUGGAUGAAUGAACUUUGGUUUAAUAUAAAUUCAAUCGAUGCUAUUUUAAGGAAGGUCAAGAACGAGUUCUUUUUAGACUUUUUUGUUUUUCUUUCGAUCAACCCUGUUUUAUAAUUUUAUAUUAUGGGACAAGCUCCUACCUCACAAUCAUAUUUACGUUAAUUUAACCUUGGAGACGUAUUCUAUAAGAUUCUGUUAACCAAAUUUAGGACAAUUACUACGUUUAUUUGAUCCAAAUUAUGUAUUUUGACGGUAUUGACGGGGUUCAAAGUCUUUACAUGGCUUUCCACCUGCUUACUGGUGUAAAAAUGGGGUAUAACGCAUUAACCCGACUUUGACUUGUCGCAGCUGUUAUAAAGUUUAGAUUCGGUAUUUCGAAAAGAAACUGUUAUAAUAGUUUGCUUUGAAAUUGCCUGAAAGUUGUCGUACCUGUGUAAAAUUGAGUUUGAAAGUGUUCAAAAGUCGGGUUAAUGUGAGGCACGGUGAUAAGAAGGACGCUUGAAGGAUUUAGACGUUUUCACUGUAUUUUACUGUGUUGUGCAGGGAGUCGAUCAAACAUUGGCGAUUAUUGCCUUAAACAUUUAUUUGCCCUGAGGGUGGAAACAAAGCGGAUUUGUCAAUGGGAUAUUAGAGGGGAGAAAAAAUGGGCCGGUUCGCCUUAUUAUUAAGGCCUCUUUUAAAUCCCACUCGUCUUCACAUGAAAAGGGGCGGAACAUGGCUAUUUUUCGCUAUAUAAACAUUGAUAAGGCCGAAAACAAAUCGCCGGUGGCUAGAAGAGCCGACCGGAGAGGUAUCCUUCUGAUUCUUGGGAGCGUAGCAGUAGGCAGUGCUCGGUGUUUUGCACUUCUUAUAAUCUUUGGCUAUCUUUUUUUCCUACCGUAAGAAACAGCGGCGACCCUGUGGUCAUUUUAUUUAUCCAUUCAAAACAGGGACGAUUUGCUUUUGAUUAUUUUUUCUCAAAAUAAAAUGACUAUUCCAAAUGAGAAUCCGUCUGAUUAGAGAUUGCGAGAUCGUAUUUUCCCGCGGUUUGUAGCCUUUUCCACAUUAAUAUUGUCAUUUAAGGUUUGUACCAGCACACCCCGACAACUGUAUAUUCCAGCUACAAAAAUUUGGUGACUAGAACUUACAGUGUAAAGCAACCCAACCGGGCUGUCAGACUCUACGUUACCACGAACAAUUCUACUCUGGUCCCUUCGAACGCAAAUUUCUUUUAUUACACCAUGUUCCAAUCGACGACGCUGCUUGUUUUUAUACCGCUUAUUGCCAAGGUUGCUGGCCUUUCCUGCUUUUCGAAUGAGAAUGGCUUCCUCGAAGUUAUUGAAGAUUCGGAUUUCAAGUAUUGUGUAACAAUACCCGCUGGACACGACAAAGACGGCCAGCCCACAAAUGCAAGUCAGUACGGGUUGACUGCGGAUAUGGACGAUAUGGGAGGAUACGACGAGAUGUUUGUAUCCACCACGUUGCUUAGUCUGUGCAUUCAAGAGGUAAGCGGGUAUCUCCUUUAUAUCUUUGAUUUUAUAUUUAUAAAUUUAAAGUCAAAGUUCUGAAAUCUGUUUUUCUAAUUUUCUCCUUUUCCAGAAAUACGACAUUGCCGCAAUUGUGAAAAAGUCGUACGGCCCAAAGUUUGUUCACAAACUUCCCGAGCCGGAAUACAUGACGAGGUGCUUGUGUUCGACAAAUUACUGUAACAAAGGCACGACAAUAGAAGACUUUUACUCCGAGCAACUUAAAAUCUUUGUCUAA